AUGAGGACGGUAUCAGCGAUAGCUUCACCUCUGAGGAGGAAUGCACCGGUUGCGGCUCGACAGGCGUCGCGAAGAUGCUUCUCUAGCACACGCAAUGUCCAGGCGAACUGGGGCUUCAUUGGUCUUGGACGUAUGGGCUUUGCCAUGGCUAAGAACCUGCGAGCGAAGAUCCCCGCCGAAGAUACCUUGUUUGUCCAAGAUGUCAACACCGCAGCGUCGAAGAAGUUUCUCGAAGAGAACCCUACUGGCGUUCGCAUAGCGGACAACGUGCGAGAGGUUGCUGAGAAAGCAGAAACCAUCAUAACAUGUUUGCCUGAACCGCAACAUGUCUCAAGUGUCUACAAACAGAUGCUUGAGCCGGCGACCCUGCUGACGGAGGGUACCACCAACCAGCCACGACUGUUCAUCGAUACCUCUACUAUCGAUCCGACGACCUCUGGCCAAGUUGCUGAUGCUGCGCACUCCUCUGGUCAGGGCGUGUUCAUUGACGCUCCCAUGUCUGGCGGUGUUGUCGGUGCUCAAGCAGGCACCCUGACCUUCAUGAUUGGUGCUGCUCCGGAUGCUGUUGAGCGUGCCACCGCUGUUCUCUCCUUGAUCGGUCGUCGAGUUCUCCAUUUGGGCGAACAAGGCGCUGGUCUCAAGGGCAAGCUUGCAAACAACUACCUCCUGGCCUUGAACAACGUCGCUACCGCUGAAGCUAUGAACAUGGGUAUUCAGUGGGGUCUGGACCCGAAGGCGUUGGCAGGUAUGAUCAAUAUCAGCACCGGUAAGUGCUGGCCUAGUGAGGUCAACAAUCCUGUUCCAGGUGUCAUCGAGGGCUCGCCGGCUAGCAGAGGCUACGAGGGCGGGUUUGGGGUUGCGCUGGCCAACAAGGAUCUUAAGCUGGCUUUGAAAGCGGCGAAAGAUGCAAACAUCAAGCUGGCACUUGGGGACACCGCGAAGGCACUGUACGACGAGGUCGAGAAGGUGGAGAAUUGCAAGGGAAAGGACUUCUCGGUCGUGUAUAGGUAUCUGGGUGGAAAAGAGUAG
Molecule: messenger RNA, 1029 nt
Organism: Paraphaeosphaeria sporulosa
Lineage: Eukaryota; Fungi; Ascomycota; Dothideomycetes; Pleosporales; Didymosphaeriaceae
Exons: 3
Coding region: 1-1029 (342 amino acids)
Biological process (GO): L-valine catabolic process
Cellular component (GO): mitochondrion
Molecular function (GO): NADP binding; NAD binding; 3-hydroxyisobutyrate dehydrogenase activity
Source: RefSeq, a predicted model, not a curated record